GCAACGGAGCAGAGGAACACAACAACACAUUAGUGUGUACGGAAGUGAAGGAUGAUAUAAUUCGGGAGAUCACCUCCCGCUUGCCCUUGAAGUAUGCAGUUCAAUGUAAAGUUUUAAACAAGGAUUUUAAUAGAUGCAUUUCUGAUCCUGGGUUUUCCCAAUCUUCGCUCCAACAUGAAAUGGAUUGUUCUACACAACUCAUCUUUACAUCAAAUGGUUUAUUCAGAUAUUUCCACAAACUAUCCUUAAACCCAAUCCCAAUCACUCAUGGUGUGACGACUUUGCCCUAUGACAUUGAACUUUUAGCUUCAUGCAAGGGUCUAAUACUUUGAUGAAAUUAUGGUUUACUGUGUUUUCAAUCCGAUAACUGGAGCUCACCGAUUGAUACCGUACCCCGAGCCUACAACUUUUAUGAUGAUUGGUGAACCAGGCCUAGCUGUUUAUUAUCAUAGUUCAGACCACUAUAAAUUGGUAACCAUCAGUAAGAUGGUUGAAAAUUCCAAUUUGUUUUACAAAUUUCACGUACUUUCAUCAGUGCGAUCUGGCUUGUGGCAUGAAAUCCCACUGAAAAGCAAUACUUUCAGUGAUUUGGCCGUCGGUAGUCGACCUGUUUACUGGCGCGGUUCUCUGUAUUGGCUCAGAAGUGACGGUAGUGUUAUAGCUUUUGAUACAAAUAGAGAAGAGGGUAUAAUUCUUGACCGUCCAGAGUUUAUUGAUGAUUUUGGUAUCAUCUACGGUAAACUUUUGACAGGUCGUGAUAUGUGGUUAGGAGUAGCUCAAGGUUCACUUACACUUGUUUGCAUAUUCAAGAAGUCCAUUGUCAUUGCUGCUUAUGAGGAUGCAAGCAGCAGUUGGAACGUUUUCCACCCUCUGGACAACUUCCUUCCGGGUCCGGAUGGCUUUAUUAAUGGCUUUCCAAUCAUGAUUGACAACAAACAGGUGUUUUUUGCAGUAAAAGGUCCCCUGUCAAUUUAUCAUGAUCUUUACGAGUAUGAUACUGAGAUCAAUUGGGUUAGGAAAGCUGCAGGGUUGGGCCUAGUUGAUUAUCCCCUGCAUUCCUUCCAACCAACAUUAGCCAGCGUUCACGCAACGCCCUCGGAAAUUGUAAACAGUCAUCAUUUCUCAUAUAUCACUGCAAAGAUAGAUCAGAUCAGAAGAUAUAUUACCGAAGGUGUUUCCACAGUUGAAGAAGAAGACGACGAAAGUUCUUCAGAAGAAGAAGAAGAAUCAGAUGAAGAAAUAUUGUAAUAGACGUGGCUUCUGCCCAUCACUAUCUUCACCAUGAUUAUUUUCUGUUCAAGACCCUCGUGAUGACUUAAUUUAUGAGUAUUCUUUAGAAAAUUGCUAUUUGUUGACACCCAAUUUUGUCCCACCUUUCCUCCGAAAUAUCUAUUUUUCGCUUCUAAUAUUUUGGCAACUUUAAAAAAUAAUUAUUUGCAUUUUUUACUAUAAUUAUUAGCUUUUAUUAAUACCGACAUUUCAUUAUUCUGUCAUUAUCUUUUACUACCGUUACUACUACCAUUAUUAUUAUUAUUAUUAUUAUUAUUAUUAUU
Messenger RNA from Lycium barbarum (goji berry), 1553 nucleotides. Its product is annotated as putative F-box/kelch-repeat protein At1g20790. The coding region runs from base 340 to 1248 and encodes 302 amino acids. NCBI's taxonomy places the organism in Eukaryota, Viridiplantae, Streptophyta, Magnoliopsida, Solanales, Solanaceae. The transcript has 2 exons. The record is from RefSeq and is a predicted model, not a curated record.